GUUAUUUCCAUCGAUAGGAUGAGCAAAAUCAAAUUGCCUGCUGGCCGGUGCGUUGCUCAUUCUAUCGAUGGACAACUCUCUCUCUCUCUCUCUCUCUCUCUCUCUCUCUCUCUCUCUCUCUCUCUCUCUCUCUCUCUUGGCUAGCCACGUAGCGGCCCAUUUUUCUUUUGUUUUUUUCAUAGGAGAUGGCUAUGGUGGGAUCUUUGUCACGUUGUUUGACGAAGGAGGAGCGGGAGGAGGAGCGGGAGGAGGAGCGGGAGGAGCGGGAGGAGGGAUGGGAAAAGGAGCGGGAAAAGGAGGAGUGGGAGGAGGAGUGGGAGCAGGUGCGGGAGAAGGAGCGGGAGGGGAAUUGCGAAGGGGCGGAGGAGCCGCGGGAGGAGGAGCUGGAGAAGGAGCGGCAGGGGAAACGGGAAGGGGGAGAUGGCUAUGGCGGGAUCUUUUUCACGUUGUUUGGCGGAGGAGGAGCGGGAGGAGGAGCGGGAGGAGGAGCGGGAGGAGGAGCGGGAGGAGGAGCGGGAGGAGGAACGGGAGGAGCGGGAGGAGCGGGAGGAGGGAUGGGAAAAGGAGCGGGAAAAGCAGGAGUGGGAGGAGGAGCGGGAGUAGGUGUGGGAGAAGUAGCGGGAGGUGAAAUGCGAAGGGGCGGAGGAGCUGCGGGAGGAGGAGCUGGAGAAGGAGGAGCGGCAGGGGAAAUGACAAGGGGGUUAGGAGCGGGAAACGGGGAGGGGGUUAACGAACGCACGGGAGGCGGAGGAGGGGGAGGAGAUAUAGGUGGAGGAGGAAGAGCGGGAGGAGCACGAGGACAAGCGGGGGAAGGAAUAGGAGGGAUUGGGAAAGAGCAUGGGAAGCAGCGGGAGAAGGAGAAGCAGCAGGAGGGAGAGCGGGAGAAGGAGAAGGAGGACGAGAGGGAGGAGCAGCAGGAGAACGAGCGGGAGCGGGGCUAUGGCGGGAUCUUUGUCACGUUGUUUGGCGGAGGAGCGGGAGGGGGAGGAGGAGGAGGAGGAGGAAUGGGAGGAGCGGGAGAAGGAGAAGGAGCGGGGAAGGAGGGGGAGCGGGGCUAUGGCGCGGGAAGCGGAGCGGGAGGAGGGGGAGGAGGAACGGGGAGAAAAGCAGGAGAAGCAGCGGAAGGAGGACGAGCAGCAGCAGGAGUGGGAGGAACAGCAAUAGAGGGAGCGGGAGAAGGAGAGGGAGGAGGAGAGGGAGGAGGAGCGGGAGAAGAAGCGGGUGUGGGGCUAUGGCGGGAUCUUUGUCACGUUGUUUCGUGGAGGAGGAGCGGGAGCAGGAAGAGGAGUGAGAGGAGCGGGAGGAGGAGCGGGAGGAGGGGUGGGAGAAGGAGGGGGAGAAGGAGGGGGAGAAGGAGGGGAGGGGAUUCACGAUGGGGUUGCAUCUCACAGCCUCUUGCUCCAUACUCUCCUUCUCAUUUUACGCAUUUGAAGGCUGCUCAGUUCAUGCACACAUGAAACUGUUGAAGCGGUCCUGCUUGGGCGUGUGCGCGCGUGUGUGUAUGUGUGUGUCACUCACACACACACACACACCUGUCUCUUAUACACAUCUAGAUGUGUAUAAGAGACAGGUUCAAUUUCUGAACGGAAAACCCGCGUUCAAUGAA
Chara braunii is the source of this 1606-nucleotide messenger RNA. Lineage: Eukaryota; Viridiplantae; Streptophyta; Charophyceae; Charales; Characeae. The record is from the annotation of a GenBank genome assembly.